AUGGCUUGGCAAUUACAAUCCCCAUUAAUAUCCUUGUUCUACCUUUUGCUUAUUGCCCUGAUCAAUGGUUCACAAGCCGCUGGCAUAAUCUCAAUGUACUGGGGCCAGAAUGAAAAUGAGGGCAGCUUGGCUGAUGCUUGCGCCACAAAAAAUUAUGGUAUUGUGAAUAUAGCUUUCCUAUCCAAAUUUGGCGAUGGUACCGCCACACUCAACCUACCCGGCCAUUGUGACGCAGCCGUUAAUGAGUGCACCGGUUUAGGCGUCGACAUCAGAGCUUGCCAAAAACAGGGUAUCAAAGUCAUGCUUUCUAUUGGAGGCCACGGCGGAAGUGGUAGCUACCACCUUUCCUCGGCUGCUGACGCCAGUAGUUUAGCAACCUAUUUGUGGGACCAUUAUCUUGGGGGCGAAUCUUACUGUGGCCGUCCAUUUGGUGAUGCGGUCCUUGAUGGCGUUGACUUUGCUAUUGAAAAAGAGAGCAAGUACUGGGACGAGGUGGCAAAGAAGCUGUCAAGUUUUUACACGCAGCAGACGAAGAAGGCCUACUUACUAACAGCGGCUCCACAAUGUCCUUUUCCAGACCCUUAUCUAAAGGAUGCAAUAGAUACUCGCCUGUUUGACUACAUUUCGGUCCAAUUUUACAACCACGACAAGUGCGAGUUUAAGGACAAUUUCGACAAUGUUAAGGCUUCUAUUGAAAAAUGGGUUACUCACAUCAAAGAUUUUAAGAGUUUAUUACUUUUGGGGUUCCCUGCAGCCAAAGAAGCAGCUGAUAGUGGCUACGUGAAGCCCCGGGAUCUUGUAGAGGAGGAGUUAAAAGUGAUUGAUCAUGAUAAUCCAAAAUACGGGGGUGUUACGCUUUGGAAUAGGUAUUAUGACAUAUCGAAUAGCUAUAGCGCAAUUAUUAAGCCCUAUGUUUGA
Corylus avellana is the source of this 918-nucleotide messenger RNA. Its product is annotated as acidic endochitinase-like. Gene Ontology annotation, cellular component: extracellular region. The record is from RefSeq and is a predicted model, not a curated record. Gene Ontology annotation, molecular function: chitinase activity. Gene Ontology annotation, biological process: carbohydrate metabolic process. Lineage: Eukaryota; Viridiplantae; Streptophyta; Magnoliopsida; Fagales; Betulaceae.